Messenger RNA from Knipowitschia caucasica, 2310 nucleotides. The record is from the annotation of a GenBank genome assembly. Lineage: Eukaryota; Metazoa; Chordata; Actinopteri; Gobiiformes; Gobiidae.
AUGAGAGAAUGUAAAGAACAGGUCAAAGUACCUUCAGGGCAGAACAGACCCCUGCGCAUCAGGCACCAACCCACCCCCUACCAUACUGAGUCCUACAACAGCACCAACCCACCCCCUACCAUACUGAGCUCCUACAACAGCACCAACCCGCCCCCUACCAUACUGAGCUCCUACAACAGCACCAACCCACCCCCUACCAUACUGAGCUCCUACAACAGCACCAACCCACCCCCUACCAUACUGAGCUCCUACAACAGCACCAACCCACCCCCUACCAUACUGAGCUCCUACAACAGCACCAACCCACGCCCUACCAUACUGAGCUCCUACAACAGCACCAACCCACCCCCUACCAUACUGAGCUCCUACAACAGCACCAACCCACCCCCUACCAUACUGAGCUCCUACAACAGCACCAACCCACCCCCUUUCAUACUGAGCUCCUACAACAGCACCAACCCACCCCCUACCAUACUGAGUUCCUACAACAGCACCAACCCACCCCCUACCAUACUGAGCUCCUACAACAGCACCAACCCGCCCCCUACCAUACUGAGCUCCUACAACAGCACCAACCCACCCCCUACCAUACUGAGCUCCUACAACAGCACCAACCCACCCCCUACCAUACUGAGCUCCUACAACAGCACCAACCCGCCCCCUACCAUACUGAGCUCCUACAACAGCACCAACCCGCCCCCUACCAUACUGAGCUCCUACAACAGCACCAACCCACGCCCUACCAUACUGAGCUCCUACAACAGCACCAACCCACCCCCUACCAUACUGAGCUCCUACAACAGCACCAACCCACCCCCUACCAUACUGAGCUCCUACAACAGCACCAACCCACGCCCUACCAUACUGAGCUCCUACAACAGCACCAACCCACCCCCUACCAUACUGAGCUCCUACAACAGCACCAACCCACCCCCUACCAUACUGAGCUCCUACAACAGCACCAACCCGCCCCCUACCAUACUGAGCUCCUACAACAGCACCAACCCGCCCCCUACCAUACUGAGCUCCUACAACAGCACCAACCCACCCCCUACCAUACUGAGCUCCUACAACAGCACCAACCCACCCCCUACCAUACUGAGCUCCUACAACAGCACCAACCCACCCCCUACCAUACUGAGCUCCUACAACAGCACCAACCCACCCCCUACCAUACUGAGCUCCUACAACAGCACCAAUCCACCCCCUACCAUACUGAGCUCCUACAACAGCACCAACCCACCCCCUACCAUACUGAGCUCCUACAACAGCACCAACCCGCCCCCUACCAUACUGAGAUCCUACAACAGCACCAACCCGCCCCCUACCAUACUGAGCUCCUACAACAGCACCAACCCACCCCCUACCAUACUGAGUUCCUACAACAGCACCAACCCACCCCCUACCAUACUGAGCUCCUACAACAGCACCAACCCACGCCCUACCAUACUGAGCUCCUACAACAGCACCAACCCACCCCCUACCAUACUGAGCUCCUACAACAGCACCAACCCACGCCCUACCAUACUGAGCUCCUACAACAGCACCAACCCACGCCCUACCAUACUGAGCUCCUACAACAGCACCAACCCACCCCCUACCAUACUGAGCUCCUACAACAGCACCAACCCGCCCCCUACCAUACUGAGCUCCUACAACAGCACCAACCCACGCCCUACCAUACUGAGCUCCUACAACAGCACCAACCCGCCCCCUAUCAUACUGAGCUCCUACAACAGCACCAACCCACCCCCUACCAUACUGAGCUCCUACAACAGCACCAACCCACGCCCUACCAUACUGAGCUCCUACAACAGCACCAACCCACCCCCUACCAUACUGAGCUCCUACAACAGCACCAACCCACCCCCUACCAUACUGAGCUCCUACAACAGCACCAACCCACCCCCUACCAUACUGAGCUCCUACAACAGCACCAACCCACCCCCUACCAUACUGAGCUCCUACAACAGCACCAACCCGCCCCCUACCAUACUGAGCUCCUACAACAGCACCAACCCACCCCCUACCAUACUGAGUUCCUACAACAGCACCAACCCACCCCCUACCAUACUGAGCUCCUACAACAGCACCAACCCACGCCCUACCAUACUGAGCUCCUACAACAGCACCAACCCGCCCCCUACCAUACUGAGCUCCUACAACAGCACCAACCCACCCCCUACCAUACUGAGCUCCUACAACAGCACCAACCCACCCCCUACCAUACUGAGCUCCUACAACAGCACCAACCCGCCCCCUACCAUACUGAGCUCCUACAACAGCACCAACCCACCCGCCGCCUUCUGA